AUUUUAAUAGUAUUAAAUAGAUUUUAUUCCCCAAUGGGGGCUUUACUUCUCCUUGCUGUUACAGCCAUAGAGACUCUACAAUAAGAUAGGCUGCACAGAACAAUAAAACUCCUUUAUGCCGUUCUAGAGACACUCGGAAGAAUACCUCCCGCUAUAGAUCCGCUGUCGCCGGUCUUUUUGCUUAUUUAAGCAGCCCAACUCGGUCUCUUUAUUACGUUCAUUCAUAUUUAAAUAAAAAAUGAGUGCUCAAAUCAUUACAUGUAAAGCCGCUAUCGCCUGGGAAGCUGGAAAGGAUUUGGUCGUUGAAGACAUUCAAGUAUUACCACCAGGCCCUGAUGAAGUCAGAAUAAAGGUUGAUUACACCGGUGUCUGCCACACAGACGCAUACACCCUUGGUGGUCACGACAGCGAGGGCAAAUUCCCAUGCGUUCUCGGUCACGAAGGUGGUGGUACAGUAGAGAGUGUUGGCGAUAACGUCACAGACGUUAAGGUUGGCGACCAUGUCAUCCCUCUUUACACUGCCGAGUGCAAGGACUGUAAAUUCUGUAAAUCCGGCAAAACAAACCUCUGUCAAGCCGUCAGAGCAACCCAAGGUCAAGGUGUCAUGCCAGAUGGAACUGUUAGAUUCAAGUGUAGAGGCCAAGACGUAUACCACUUCAUGGGUUGCUCUACAUUCAGUCAAUAUACCGUUGUUAGCAAAUUUUCAGUUGUCUCAAUUGCGAAGGAAGCCAACCUUGAAAAGGCCUGCUUGCUUGGUUGUGGUAUCACCACUGGUUACGGUGCAGCUACCAAGCAAAGAUACAUUCAAGGUGCACAGGUCGCCAUCUUCGGUGUCGGCUGUGUCGGUUUAGCCGCUAUCCAAGGUGCUAGAGCCGCAGGUGCAACCCGUAUCAUCGCAAUUGACACAAACUCGAAGAAAAAAUCCCAUGCCAUUCACCACGGUGCGACCGACUUUAUCAACCCACUUGAGAUCAAAGACAAAAGCAUUCAAGAACACCUUGUCGAAAUCACCGACGGUGGUUUAGACUACACCUUCGACUGUACUGGUAACGUUAAAGUUAUGAGAUCAGCACUUGAAGCAUGUCACAAGGGUUGGGGUGAAUCCAUCAUCAUUGGUGUCGCACCAGCAGGAACAGAAAUUGCUACUAGACCAUUCCAACUCGUUACAGGUAGGGUUUGGAAAGGUAGCGCUUAUGGUGGUGUCAAAGGUAGAACAGAGCUCCCUGGUAUCGUGUUAGACUACCUCAACAAGAAGUUGGACGUUGACACUUUCCACACUCACUCAAGAAGCCUCAAGGACAUCAACGAGGCUUUCCAUGAUAUGCACGGUGGCGAUUGCAUUAGAUGUGUCGUUAACAUGAAGUAGACAACCUCUUAACUCUGAUUUUAACGAAAAUUUUGUAUGCUAUGAAAUGUUUUUUUAGACUUCAUGAUGGUAUGCUU
This is a messenger RNA of Wallemia mellicola CBS 633.66, 1443 nucleotides long. Its product is annotated as formaldehyde dehydrogenase. Gene Ontology annotation, biological process: formaldehyde catabolic process. Gene Ontology annotation, cellular component: cytosol. Gene Ontology annotation, molecular function: zinc ion binding; S-(hydroxymethyl)glutathione dehydrogenase [NAD(P)+] activity. The coding region runs from base 239 to 1366 and encodes 375 amino acids. The record is from RefSeq and is a predicted model, not a curated record. Lineage: Eukaryota; Fungi; Basidiomycota; Wallemiomycetes; Wallemiales; Wallemiaceae. The transcript has 2 exons.